Canariomyces notabilis is the source of this 681-nucleotide messenger RNA. RefSeq lists its product as uncharacterized. Bases 1 to 681 code for a protein of 226 amino acids. Lineage: Eukaryota; Fungi; Ascomycota; Sordariomycetes; Sordariales; Chaetomiaceae. The record is from RefSeq and is a predicted model, not a curated record. The transcript has a single exon.
AUGUCUCCCCCCGAGCCCUUCACGGUCAUCACCCGGGUGCCCAUCCCGGCGCGCCUGUCUCCCUCAGCCGUGCUAGCAGCGCUGCAUGCCUACGAGCCGCUCAUCAAAGCCAACCCGUACCUAGACCGGUACGAGCGGCGGCACGUCACGGCCGACGACGUGGCCGGCGACAGCCUCUUCUUCUCCCCCGACCACUACCUGGAGAACGAUGACAACGGCGGCCACGGCGCCGCCAACCCAAACCACCACCCGGAGGACCCGAACCUGCAGGGCUUUGUGGUCUACGACCGCGUGCCCAUCAUCCCCGGGCUGGGGUCGUGGGCGUCCAAGGAGGUGGCGGUGCCGUGCAUCUUCCAGCGGUCUGCGCACGGCGUGCGGUGCCGCGCCGACGCCGUGGGCGGCGUGACGGUGCGCAGCCGCUACGAGGUCCGGCGGCGCGGCGAGAUUGCCGAUGCCGACGACGGCGGACACCCGGUGGCCCACGACGGUGAUGGUGAUGGUGAUGAUGAUGGUGGGGCUUAUGAAUUGGUGGACAUCUCGUCCAUCGAGUGUGGUGCGCUCGUGAGGCCGUUUGUCAAGCUCCGCUUCUCGAGCGGGCACCAGGAGAUCCUUCGGCGGGUGGUGGACGAGGUGAUGCAUGCUCAGGCUGCUGCUGCUGCUGGGCCGCAGUCUGGGCGUUGA